Salvia hispanica is the source of this 954-nucleotide messenger RNA. RefSeq lists its product as uncharacterized. The record is from RefSeq and is a predicted model, not a curated record. NCBI's taxonomy places the organism in Eukaryota, Viridiplantae, Streptophyta, Magnoliopsida, Lamiales, Lamiaceae.
CUCCCCUCCCCCAACGUCUCUCUUUCUCAACUUUCUCUCGCUACUGCCUGAAAACGGCGGCCACCACCGGUUGCGCAGGCGCUGCUCCGGCCACCGCCGUUGCCAUUGCUCGGAAGAAAUUAAGAGGAAUUGAAAACUCAUUAAAAAGGACCGAGGAGUGCCGCCCCUUUGCCGGAUUUCGCCACCGUCGCCAGGCUGCCGCCGCCGCCGCGGGUCUGCUGGAGAGCAGAAUUCCAGCCAAGCUAGCUUCAAUCAGAAUUCUGCCCAUCGAGAUGACAUCCAAAAGCUCCGAAACUACCACCAAUAUCUUCAUCUUCGAGAGAGCUUCGCGUGAGUAUUUUACACUCCCCAAUCAGAGCCCGGAGGAGGGAGUUAUGGCAGUUUUACUGAAGCCGCACAGUGCAGAAUGCGCUACCCGGGGGGGUGACUUUAAGCCGAGCGGGUGGAUGCCCGAAGGCAUAGUUGAGGCAGAAAGUUCCACCCGGCCGGGUGGCUUUUGGCCACCAAAUUCCACCCUGGCGGGUGGCCACCCGGAAGGCACAAUUGAGGCAGCGACGUCCACCCGGGCGGGUGGUACUUGGACGGCUAAGCUAUCUGGGCGGGUGGCCCACGCAGAGACUAGACUUUUUGGGCCUUUUUCUUGGAAUUUGGCCUCCAACUAUAAAUAGGACUUUAUCUCAUUUUCUUCUUAGAUUGUGAUUGAAUUAAGAUAUCUCCUUUGUGAGUUUUUCCUCUUUGAGGAAUGUAUCUAAUUUCUUCUUUGAAGGUUGUUUGUUUACAUCAUUGAUUGAUUCGAGUAAAGGUAUGCAUAAAUUGGGUGUAUCCAUUGAGUAGUGGAGCAAAGGGGUGAUAGAGCUAUUGAAAGUUGCCUAGGGUUGUUUCCAUUCUUUUGGCCAAGGUCCUAUGGUCAUAACUCUUUUAUCUCAUCAUUAUACACAUGCUUUCCAUUCCUAA